This is a messenger RNA of Parnassius apollo (apollo), 567 nucleotides long. NCBI's taxonomy places the organism in Eukaryota, Metazoa, Arthropoda, Insecta, Lepidoptera, Papilionidae. The record is from the annotation of a GenBank genome assembly.
AUGUUCGGCAAUGAAGGCAGAAGACUUCGAUACUCUUACCCGUCCUUGCUUACUGACAAUGAAAUAGCUCAUGGUGUGCCUCUGACUGCAACUGAGCAAAAUGAAGAUGAUUUCACAGAAGCUGUGUUAGUGGUUAGAAAGCCUGGAAGUGAUGUUACGAUUGAACACAAUUACUACAAAGAGCAAAAUGAUUGUUCCAAAUCAUCGGUAGAGAUUGGAUCGUCAGAUGUUGGAAAUUCUCAUGAACAGCCUUCAUGUUCAAAUUUUUCAACUGUUGCAACAGUUGUUGAAAAUAAAGGAAUUGAUUCUAAUGCUAAUGUGGUGAAACAAAUGAUGCCAAAAGGUAGCACAUGUACAAAAAAGCAAACAGAUGUUGUAGGUUCUCAUGAACAGCCUUCAUGUUCAAAUUUUUCAACUGUUGCAACAGUUGUAGAAAAUAAAGGAAUUGAUUCUAAUACUAAUGUGGUGAAACAAAUGAUGCCAAAAGGUAGCACAUGUACAAAAAAGCAAACAGGUUACAUGGCGAAGAAAAUAGUAUCAAGGAAAAAAAAUUGGUUAAAUUUUUGA